UCCAGAGCGCGCAGUGUGCAGCGGCCAGGAGGAGGAGGACGGGGAUACAGAGAGCGAGAGAGAAGGUGCAAAAAUGGCAACGGGGACAGCAGAGGCAGAGACCAGGCAGAGGCUGCUGAAGACAGUCAAGAAGGAGGUAAAGCAGAUAAUGGAAGAAGCGGUUACCCGGAAAUUUGUUCAUGAAGACAGCAGUCAUAUUAUCUCAUUCUGUGCUGCUGUGGAAGCUUGUGUGCUUCAUGGCUUGAGACGAAGGGCCGCUGGUUUCUUGCGCAGCAACAAGAUCGCCGCCUUGUUCAUGAAAGUUGGCAAAAGCUUCCCUCUCGCUGAAGAUCUUUGCAGAAAGGUCCAAGAGCUGGAACAACUGUUAGAGAACAAGAGGAAUCAGAUGCAAGGCAUCCACGAUAGCAUAAGGAAGACACCGAAGCUGCCAAACCUGUCCCCACAGGCCAUCAAACACCUAUGGAUUAGAACAGCACUCAUUGAAAAAGUAUUAGAUAAAAUUGUGCAUCAUCUGGUGGAAAAUUGCAACAAAUAUUAUGAAAAAGAAGCCCUUUUAAUGGAUCCAGUGGAAGGGCCAAUCCUUGCUUCUUUAUUGGUUGGCCCCUGUGCCCUGGAAUACACAAAAAUGAAAACAGCUGACCAUUUCUGGACUGACCCUUCUGCCGAUGAACUUGUCCAGAGGCAUCGUAUCCACAGCUCUCACUGCCGGCAAGACUCCCCCACUAAGAGGCCUGCACUGUGUAUUCAGAAAAGACAUUCAAGUGGAAGUAUGGAUGACAGACCAUCGCUGUCAGCACGGGAUUAUGUGGAAUCAUUACACCAAAAUUCAAGAGCAACUCUUCUAUAUGGGAAGAACAACGUAAUGGUUCAGCCUAGAGAUGAUAUGGAAGCCAUUCCUGGAUAUUUAUCGCUUCACCAAACUGCAGAUAUAAUGACCUUAAAAUGGACUCCAAACCAACUCAUGAAUGGCUCUGUGGGAGACCUAGACUAUGAGAAAAGUGUCUAUUGGGACUAUGCAAUGACUAUUCGCCUAGAAGAAAUAGUGUAUCUGCAUUGUCACCAGCAAGUAGACAGUGGAGGCACAGUGGUUCUAGUGAGUCAAGAUGGAAUACAGAGGCCACCACUUAGGUUCCCUCGGGGUGGACAUCUCUUGCAAUUCCUUUCUUGUUUGGAGAAUGGUCUCCUCCCACAUGGUCAGCUGGAUCCACCAUUAUGGUCCCAAAGAGGAAAGGGAAAGGUGUUUCCCAAACUGAGGAAGCGAAGCCCACAGGGUUCUUCAGAAUCUGCUUCAGACAAAGAAGAAGAUGAAGCCACUGACUAUGUUUUCAGGAUCAUAUACCCAGGGACACAGUCUGAGUAUGCCCCACAGGAGUUGAUAGACUCUCAAGGUGGUGGACUUCCUUCCAUGUGGCAGCCCAGCACACGCAAAUCUUCAUGUUCCUCCUGCUCUCACAGUGGAUCUUCAGAGGGAGGUCCAUCCAACGGCUGCAAUCACGAGAGAGCACCUCUUAAAAUGUUAUGCGACAACAUGAAGUAUCAGAUUGUGUCUAGAGCAUUUUAUGGAUGGCUUGCCUACUGCAGACACCUGUCAACUGUAAGAACACAUCUCUCAGCUCUGGUUAACCAUAAGAUUGUGUAUCCUGAUGUACCAGUUGAUGCCAGCUUUGGAUUGACCGUGGAAAUUUGGCAGAAGUAUUUAGAAGACAGCAUGAAUUAUGAGGAACAAGAGCUUUUACGUCUUAUUUACUAUGGUGGAAUUCAGCAUGAGAUCAGGAAAGAUGUGUGGCCUUUUCUUCUCGGACACUAUCAGUUUGGAAUGACAGAAGCACAAAGAAGAGAGGUGGAUGAACAAAUCCGUGCCUGCUAUGAACAAACCAUGGCAGAGUGGCUGGGCUGCGAGGCAAUCGUACGUCAGAGAGAGAAAGAAUCUCAUGCAGCUGCGCUGCUAAAGUGUUCCUCUGGAGCCAGCCUGGAUAUCCAGAUUCAAAGGAUGAUGCACAGAGAUUCUACCGUGAGCAACGAGUCUUCCCAAAGUUGCAACUCGGACCGACAAAACCAUGCACGCUUGGAGAGUGACUCCAGUACAAGCACACAGGUGUUUGAGUCAGUUGAGGAAGUGGAACAAACAGAACUUAGAAAUGAGGACAGCAAACCUACCAAGAUACCAAAUGGAACACUUCCAAAUGGAACCUGCUCUCCGGAUUCAGGGCACCCUUCCUCCCGCAACUUCUCCAUUACCUCUGGGUAUUCAGAGCACAGUUUCAGCACAGAUGACAAUGCCUCUUCUAUGGAAGUCAACAAAAAUGCUUUGCAUUUGCACAUGAAAUCAGGAGCUGCCUCUGGAAAGCAACAGAGCAACUUGGACAGCACCCUAGUGGAUAACAAAACUGUAGAAGAGGAUUUUCCCAUUCAGGGCAACUUAGAUGGUGAAGCAACAGCUAAUGAGAGCUUGGAUGAUUUUAUCUCUAUGACAGAAAGCACAGAAGACAUUCUUCCAGAUAAGGAGACAAUACUUUCUGUAGUUGAAGCCUGGCCUGAUAGUGAAGCUGAGAAAGAGAGCCUGGUGGGAAGUGAAGAUAACUUGUCAGAAGAGCCAGAGAUGGAGAGUUUGUAUCCACAGCUUAACUCAUUAAUAGUGAUAGAUGCUACAGUUUCUGAAGUCUCUCCAGUCUCAUCCACUGGAGUAUCAUAUUCUCAAGAACUGCUUGACAUGUACACCAUUAAUCUGCACAGAAUUGAGAAGGAUGUUCAGAGGUGUGACCGCAACUAUUGGUAUUUCACGCCCACUAAUUUGGAGAAACUUCGAAAUGUAAUGUGCAGCUAUGUUUGGCAACACAUUGAGAUUGGGUAUGUGCAAGGAAUGUGUGACCUUCUGGCCCCUCUCUUGGUAAUACUAGAUGAUGAAGCCUUGGCUUUCAGCUGCUUUACGGAACUCAUGAAAAGAAUGAACCAGAACUUUCCACAUGGAGGUGCCAUGGAUACUCACUUUGCCAACAUGAGAUCUCUGAUACAGAUAUUGGAUUCUGAGCUUUUUGAGCUUAUGCAUCAAAAUGGAGACUACACCCAUUUUUAUUUCUGCUACCGCUGGUUCCUUCUUGAUUUCAAACGAGAAUUAGUCUACGAUGAUGUCUUUUCGGUUUGGGAGACCAUCUGGGCAGCUAAGCAUGUUUCAUCCUCUCACUUUGUCCUGUUCAUUUCCUUGGCAUUGGUUGAAGUUUAUCGGGACAUUAUCCUGGAGAACAACAUGGACUUUACUGAUAUAAUUAAAUUCUUUAAUGAAAUGGCUGAGAGGCACAACAUAAAGCACAUCAUGAAACUCGCUCGAGACCUUGUGUAUAAGGUUCAGACCCUAAUCGAAAACAAGUGAGGGAAUCAACAAACCUGAAACAAACACAGACACGCCAUGGAGCCUUGGAAAUCAUUAUUCAGCAAUGCAAUCUGGUCCCUACAGAAGCAAAAGGGUUAGACAAUGUGUAAUAAGCCAGUUUAAUUACCUAAGUAAGUGCCAGAAACAGGAGUGUGCCCCAAAAGUAGAGGAAAUACCAAGUCACAAAAAAUGGUUUUCCGGUAUAUUUUUCCGCUUUUAGAAACAUUCUCAUUUCCUUUGGGCUUUUUAAAGUUUAUUGUUAAACCAAAGACCUCAAAUUCAGAUGUGUUUUCUUGCCAAUUUCAAGUCGAGGCUGCAAUGUUAGUCAAAGCGUCUUUAUGCACUACUUUAAGUAGCUUCCUGAGGCUGACAAUUGGAUUUUCACAAGAGCUUCUAUCCCAACUCCAACUUUUACACUGUUUAUAAACACACACAAAAAGUGGUGGGCCGCAGAUUGUCUUAGUAGAGCAGUGUAAAAGUAUCUGAGGCUGUAACAUAGUAUUGAACACUACCCAUGUUUUAGUAAACUAAUUUUACCAAGUUAACACAAACAGUAAGCCUGUUAAACCCUUCAAAAGGCACAUAAGGCACAUUUUGAAUGGAGAACUUUAAAAAGUAUUGAUGUUCCAUUACUAAUGAGAGAGGCUCUGCAUCCUAUCAAAAGAGCAGCAUUGUUAUUCUAUGAUAAUUUCCCUAAAGUGUGCUUACAAUGUUCUCCCUAUUCUUGUCAAUGCUUAUAGGUACUUAAUAGUAUAUACCUAUAAUACCUAUAGUGUCCCCAGCUCCCCUCAGAUUGCAUGGAAAAUGCGUUUUUACUCCCACCCCGCCUCCAUGCUGAGAUCAAUGCAUAUCUGUGGAGAAUGUUCAGCGCCUCAAUGCAGCACUAGACUAGGAAGCAUUUAUAAUAGCUGUCUGAGUGACUGCCACUAGAGGUGUUGCUAGACAGCAAUGUAAACACUAUCUUUCUCUGAAAAGGCAUUGUUUACAGUGCUAAGCCUGCAGGAACAUGCCAUAGACACCAGAACCACUGUGUUAAGCUACAGUGGUUCUGGUGACUAUAGUGUCCCUUUAAUAUUAGCAGAGCCUUAGCAUUGGCACAAACUACCCAAUGUACAGCAUGGGCAAUGACAGAGGAAAUAUA
This is a messenger RNA of Pelobates fuscus (common spadefoot toad), 4508 nucleotides long. It is a transcript of the gene SGSM1, whose product is annotated as small G protein signaling modulator 1. The transcript is spliced from 25 exons. Gene Ontology annotation, molecular function: GTPase activator activity. Gene Ontology annotation, biological process: activation of GTPase activity. The record is from RefSeq and is a predicted model, not a curated record. NCBI's taxonomy places the organism in Eukaryota, Metazoa, Chordata, Amphibia, Anura, Pelobatidae. The coding region runs from base 74 to 3367 and encodes 1097 amino acids.